GAAUAGUGAGGGUGUAUGCAGAGGGUGUGUGCCUAGAGCACGGCAGACGUGGCAGCUCCGGGUAGGGGCUGAGCUAGGCAGUGAGCUCUCUUCCUUUGCCCAGCUGGUAUCCAGUCCCAAGGGAACUCUGCUCCAGCCCCGGACAAUGCACCAGGAUGGCCACUAUCCUCAGCCUUCUCCACCUGUGAAUGGGUCAUUGGAACAGGAGCCUCAAAGGCGGCUCCCCGAGAUGUUAGGUGAGGUCUGGGAAGCACCGCGAGGGGACGGGCUGCCCUUUGUCGCUGCAAUCAUCGCUGCCUUCGUCCUCUUAGCGAUCUGCAUUGUGUUGGCAGUUCACUUUGGGCCCACAUUGCACCAGGGCCAUGCCACUCUCCUCACAGAGCCACCAGCUCUAAAGCCAGAGAAUGGCAUUUACCUCAUCCACUGGCGGCUGCUGGACCUACAGGACAAUCACAGAGAAACCCAGCCGGGACUUCCUAUCCCUCACUCUGGCUCUGCCCUAGAUGGACACAGGCCGAGCGUUGAUGAAGUCACAUAUCUGUAGGAGGGUCAUUUGGCCUGACUCGUCUCAGAACAAGAAACUGGACUGAAAAGUGAAUUGGAACCUGGGUGUUGGAGCUACAGAUAGUCCUCUGGACUCGGCUAGAGCAACCCUCAGAUAUUUAACGAGAAAGCUCCAUGGUGACAAGAGAAAUAAAAGCCACCUGAGGACCUUGCCCACAGACAUGGUGCCAAGAUCACCCUUACAAGGUUCCCCUCAGGGAUCUCCAGAUCCUCCUCGGAGUUCCUGUUUCCUCCCUAUACUUCUGAUCUCCAUCCCUUUUGGAAUAGAGAAGGUUCCAUCCCUGCGCAGGGAUAUCAGGUCUACAGAGAAGGCCUUGCCUCUACACACUGCUGAUCCAAGGAGAACUGUGCCGUGUCUUCUCUGAGACACUGGGUGCUGAGAAAGGAGGCUUGUGGAUGACACCCAAAGCCCCUGAAAUUCUUAAUCUCCACUUAGAGUUCCAAGAUUGGCCUUGGUUUGUCCCCCAAAUCUGCCUUGCCAUCCUAGGAUGUGAUGGGGGAUUUUAGGGGCUCUUAUUACCUCUUACUUUUUGAAUGAGUGUGGGCCUGUUGGAAUAAGCCUAAAAUGUAUGACAAAUGACUUCCGGAUCCAGAAAAUUCCAGCUAGUGGGAAACCAGGAAAAGAAGAGGAACUCUGUGGAACUUGUUUGGGUCCAUCCCUGCAGGGAAGUAGUCAGGAAAAUAUAGACUGGGGCCCGGAAAACCAAGUCGGGCCUCCUGGUGGCUCUCUGGAAAGGUGCCCCUUUCUCUGGUACCUCCACACCUCACUCAUAUGCAAUCAGAAACAUGCAGACAUAAACCAUAUAAACUGGG
Molecule: messenger RNA, 1377 nt
Organism: Alexandromys fortis (reed vole)
Lineage: Eukaryota; Metazoa; Chordata; Mammalia; Rodentia; Cricetidae
Gene: Smim33
Product: small integral membrane protein 33
Exons: 2
Coding region: 146-544 (132 amino acids)
Source: RefSeq, a predicted model, not a curated record